Molecule: messenger RNA, 5283 nt
Organism: Limanda limanda (common dab)
Lineage: Eukaryota; Metazoa; Chordata; Actinopteri; Pleuronectiformes; Pleuronectidae
Gene: pdpr
Product: pyruvate dehydrogenase phosphatase regulatory subunit
Exons: 18
Coding region: 77-2755 (892 amino acids)
Cellular component (GO): mitochondrion; mitochondrial matrix; cytoplasm
Molecular function (GO): protein binding; oxidoreductase activity
Source: RefSeq, a predicted model, not a curated record
GCUGUUUGUGUCGUAUCUCUGAACCUGACUCCUGACAAUAACAGCGUCUGGACCUGAUCGGAUCUUGAGCACAGCUAUGUGCAGCUGUGUGCGGAGCUCCAGGGCUCUGUCCCCUGCCCUGCUCCCCAGGCUGCUGCUGCCCCAGCCCGGCUACAGGUUGUCCGGCAGGGCCCUCUGGACCUCACCGCACUGCCUGGCCGUCAAUGGAGACUCCCAGCUGCUGCCUCUGCCCAGCCAGGCCCGGGUGGUGAUCUGUGGAGGAGGCAUAGUGGGGACCUCGGUAGCUUACCACCUGGCCAAACUGGGCUGGACUGACAUUGUGCUCCUGGAGCAGGGCAGACUUGGUGCAGGAACCACCAGACUGUGUGCUGGCAUCGUCAGUGUGGCCAAGCCUAUUUCCAUAGAGGUUCAAAUGGCCAACUACUCCAACAGCCUUUACCAGCAGCUGGAGGGGGACACUGGGAUCAAAACAGGUUAUGUGAAGACGGGGUCUUUGUGUUUGGCUCAAAAUCAGGAUCGUUUCAUCUCUCUGAAGCGCCUGGCAUCCCGACUAAAGGUAAUGGGGAUCAGCUGUAACAUCAUUAAACCUAAGGAAGUGGCCAAACUCCACCCUCUUGUUAAUAUUCAUGACCUGGUAGGAGCGCUCUACCUCCCUGAAGAUGCUGUGGUGUCUCCACCUGAAGUUAACCAUGCCUUGGCUACGGCUGCUGCUGGACAAGGGGUUCAAAUCCUGGAGCGGACCACUGUUCAGCAGGUUCUGGUGGAGAAGGGUCAUGUGAUGGCAGUGGAGACUGACCGGGGCUCAAUUGAGUGUGAAUACUUCGUCAACUGUGCUGGACAGUGGGCUUACGAGCUUGGCCAGGCAAGUGAGACGAAGGUUUCGGUUCCUCUUCAUGGCUGUGAACACUUCUACCUUCUCACAAAACCUCUCCAGGAGCCACUUCCCCCCGGCACCCCAGUGGUGAUCGAUAUGGACGGCAGGAUAUAUGCACGGCCGUGGCAGGGUGGUCUCCUGUCGGGGGGCUUUGAGAAGAAUCCCAAACCCAUUUUCACAGAGGGUCGCAACCAGCUGGAGAUCCAGAACAUGCAGGAGGACUGGGACCACUUUGAGCCAAUGCUCACAUCUCUGAUGAGGAGGAUGCCUGGUCUGGAGACCGCUGAGAUCCAUCAGCUGGUCAACUGUCCGGAGUCCUUCACGCCUGAUAUGCGCUGCCUGAUGGGGGAGAUCCCGGGCCUCUCUGGAUACUACGUGCUGGCAGGGAUGAACUCCUCCGGUUUGUCUUUCGCUGGAGGAGCUGGCAAGUACCUGGCAGAGUGGAUGACCUACGGCUACCCCACCGCCAACGUGUGGCCACUGGACAUCAAACGCUUUGGUAACUUGCAGAGCAGCCGAACCUUCCUGAGACACAGAGUAAUGGAAGUCAUGCCUCUGCUGUAUGAACUGAAGGUUCCUCGCUGGGACUUUCAGACUGGCCGUCAGCUAAGGACCAGUCCUCUGUAUGACCGCCUGGACACUCAGGGAGCACGCUGGAUGGAGAAACAUGGCUUUGAGAGGCCCAAAUACUUUGUUCCUCAUGGGAAAGAUUUGCUCUCUCUGGACCAGAGUAAGACCUUCUACAAACCAGACUGGUUUGACAUUGUUGGAGCAGAAGUGAAAUGCUGCAAAGAGGCCGUGUGUGUCAUUGACAUGUCCUCCUUCACCAAGUUUGAACUGACUGCAACAGGAGACCAGGCUAUGGAGCUGCUGCAGCAUCUGUGUGCCAACGACCUGGAUGUCCCUGUUGGACACAUCGUCCACACCGGCAUGUUGAACGAGAAGGGAGGUUACGAGAACGACUGCAGCGUUGUCCGCCUGAGCAAGAACAGCUUUUUCAUCGUUUCUCCGACCGACCAGCAGGUCCACUGUUGGUCCUGGAUGAAGAAACACAUGCCUGAUGAACCACAGCUCCACCUAGAGGAUGUCAGCUGGAAGUACACAGCUUUAAAUCUGAUUGGACCUCGUGCAAUGGAUGUUUUGGCUGAGCUGUCAUAUGUUUCAAUGACACCUGACCACUUCCCCUCCAUGUUCUGUAAGGAGAUGAGUGUGGGCUACGCCAACGGGAUCAGAGUGAUGAGUAUGACUCACACUGGAGAGCCCGGCUUCAUGCUCUACAUCCCCAUAGAGUACGCCCUGCAUGUGUACAACGAGUUGAUGUCAGUGGGUCACAAGUACGGGAUUCGUAACGCAGGGUACUACGCGCUGCGCAGCCUCCGCAUAGAGAAGUUCUUUGCCUUCUGGGGUCAGGACCUGGACGCCUUCACCACCCCGCUGGAGUGUGGACGAGAGUUCAGGGUUAAGUUUGACACGGACAAAGACUUCCUUGGCCGUGAAGCGUUGCUGCAGCAGCGUCAGGACGGUGUGUUCCGGCGGUUUGUCAUGCUGGUUCUCGACGAUCAUGACACUGAGCUAGACCUGUGGCCGUGGUGGGGGGAGCCCAUCUACCGUAACGGCCAGCUGGCCGGGUCAACCACCAGCAGCGCCUAUAGCUACACCCUGGAGCGCCACGUCUGCCUUGGCUUUGUAUCUCCGCCACCAGGCCGAGAGGGGCUCCCCACACCCAUCACCCCGGACUUCAUCAACCGUGGAGACUACGAGGUGGACAUUGCUGGCCAGCGCUACCCAGCCAAAGCCAAACUCUACCCCUUCAGCUCCCUGUUCACUCAACAAAAACGCCGCAAGGAAGACAUUGAGCUCAGCAACCUCCAGGGGAAGUGAUGCAGAGAAACAGAAAAUCCUCUGAUACUCCUUCAGCUCACCAAAUCCACUCCUGCACUUAACUCACAGUGCCAACCUAUCUUCCCUUCUCUGGCUCCCGCUCAGAGGGCUGAUUGCACAAUCACUCCUGGUCCCUUUAAUGUUUAACUUCUACGUUGCAUCUCCCUCUUUCAAAGUGCAAUAUUUAACAUGAGCCAAGUGCUUGAGCUCCUGUGUCAUGUAAGUCUGUUUUCAGUCCUUUCCUCCUUAACAAUCCAACACAGUCCACACAGUCUCAGAGCCUCCUUCACUGGGACAACCUGCAGUUAAAGUGCCUUUGUCAAGGCAACACCAACACUAGCUCGUGAGAACUUUGUUCACUUUGUUUACUUUAACUCGUCCAGAAUGUAAUUUUCAUUUGACCGACCAUCUACUCCAGUGGUGUUUCUGUCAUUGUUACGAGUCUGAAAGAAAUUCAGAGCUGAUGUGUGUGUGUGUAGAUGUUGACUCUGUUCCUCAAAUUGAAACGUUUGCUGCUUUAAAGAAUGCGAGUGAUGUGACGUGUCUUACAACAGGAAAAUAUCCUCCCCAGUCAGGGGGAAAAGGCCUGAUAUUAUCAUUAUGAAACCAUUGCUUUGUGUGCCGCCCAUUACUGCCACUUGCACUCCUGAUGAAAACGCUUCCUAAAAGCCUCAACCCAUUUUCUUUAACCCUAUUAACCAUCAACUUUUCUGGGGGUUAUUUUGCUGUGAGGUUCGCGGUAAUAUAAUCCAACCUGUUAUUUAUGUUCUGUGCUUGUUUCGAAUCAGCGUUGCUCCUCUGAUGCUGAUGUUUUGUCGUAUUGAUGCUGUUGAAUGCGUGGCAGAUAUAAGGUGAAACCAGGCUGGGAGAGCUGCAAGCGGAGCUGUAAUCCCAGACCUGUUGACUGGAGUCCACGUUUUCUUACAUUGGCAAUUUGAGUUUUGCCUGAUUCAGAGUGUAGACAUUUAUGUAAAGGAAGGACUCCAUUUAAGAUAAAGCAAAGUAUUUUUGUAUAGCAAGUAUGUAUAAAAUCUCUAUUUUCUGUACUGCACAUUUUUUCUAUGUCAGUUUUAAGUUAUAUCGGCCGUAUGAAUUGUCAGUUUGAGCAGUUUCGUCCUUGCAGUCGUCCUUCAGAUCAUGGAUUAAUUCAAAUGCUUUCCAGAAUAUUCCCAACAUGCAGCCGCAGCUCGAGGUUUUCCAACCUGUGUGUUUGAAUACAGAACAUCUACAAUAUAAAUUGGUGUGGGGGAGCCACAUACUCUGCCUGAGUGCCCUGACUUGAGGAGGGUGGAUGGUAGAAUUAAAGGCAAAGUCUGUGAUCCAGACGUAAAGUAAACACCACCCACCUCUCUCCGGCUGACUGACAGAACACACAUACAUUUAAGCUGAGAGCAACAGCUAAAUAAAUGUUCAUGGUUAUUGAUUUUGUUUAAGGCUGUUGCUUAUUUUUCUAUUUACGGUUUCUCCAACUUUAUUGUUACAAUCAUGAAUUGAUUUGCUCCGAUUUAUUACGAGAUUUAUUUAUUUUCUUUCCCUGAAAAUCCUCUUAAACUCGAGCAGCAGUAGCAGCAGCCCCGUCUGAAGCACUUUCACCUCUGAGAGUAGAUUGCAGCCACUUUAAGUUUGGAUGUUCCAGAAAGCAGCUGCAGUGUUGACAAAACGAGAAUAUGGACGGCCUCAUUAAAUCUUCAUUGACGUGAGUGUGACUCUGUUUUCGAACCACCUCAGGCUUUUCCUCUGCAAACGGAUGUAAGCACGAAUGAAGGACAUGUUCGGUGUGGUUGGCGAGCUGUUUGGCAGCAGAGGCGUCUCAGCAGCGGGACGAUAAAGGGCCGCUGUGUGCACUAUACAACAUGGCUGAGAAAGUGCACAAGAUGUGUGUCUUGUGUCGUGUUUCUGUUCAUCUCCAGCUGCAAUAGGGAGUCGGUUCAUUGCUUAUAAAGGGCUAAUUUUGUUUGUGUGUGCACUUAAUAUUAAAUGAAUCGUUUGCAUGCGAGAGUCUGGUGGAUUAUAAGGAGUCUUUAUGUCAGUGUGUUCACUAUGAGGCUUCAACCCUGACCUCUGCUCUGUAGAACCAACAUCUCCCUACAGCAGAGAUGCUCCGCUUUGUCUCUUUGACACUAAAUGGCCACAUUGGACUUGAACUGUUGUCCGAUGUUGAAAUGUAACAUUUCCAAAUGUUCUGUUCAGCCAAUGUACAAGGCUCCAUAAUCACAUUUCAACCAAUAGAGCUUCUGAUUAACACUCUAACCAUGGCUGUGAUAUUCUCAUCACACACAUCUACCAGGUUUUACAUAAGAACGUACGUCCAGAAGAUUGUUACGCUAAGGGAAGUCUGUCGUGAUGAUGACUCAUCUGUCACAUACACAUACUCAACACCAGGGGCAGUGGUUUCUCUUAUCAUCUGUCAUACUGGACUGAUCUGUAAAUGACAGCUUUCCCCCCAAAGCUUUAUUCUGUUGUGUUCAUAUAUUAAACUGAUGCUUGACUGUCUCAUGUUAAAUAUAGAGAAAUUAUUCAUACCAGAA